This is a messenger RNA of Amorphotheca resinae ATCC 22711, 4353 nucleotides long. RefSeq lists its product as hypothetical. Bases 1 to 4353 code for a protein of 1450 amino acids. Gene Ontology annotation, cellular component: trans-Golgi network. The transcript has 2 exons. The record is from RefSeq and is a predicted model, not a curated record. Lineage: Eukaryota; Fungi; Ascomycota; Leotiomycetes; Helotiales; Amorphothecaceae.
AUGCUUGACCAGCUUUCGCCCGUUGCUCCUGCAAGAGUGCGAGCUGUCCUCCUGCCAAUUGGGCAGAUAAAGCGUGCUCGUUUUUUGAGCUUUGUGGAUAGGUUACAGCCGGAGAAUGUUGUUCAGCUAAGAGACAUCAGUCCAGAUGGACGGCCAAACAGGAACAUGUUCUCUCCACUCGCUUUUCCCACUGGCAUGAUUGUUUACGACCUUAUAACACACUACCCUCCACCUUCACACGUCGCCCUGUCCCCCUUCGAACUCUACCGUGAGCCCCUAGUCAUCAUCGCGAUUGCAGAUGGAAUUGAGCUCGACCAUGCAUCAUUUAAAAAACAUCCUAGGAGGAGCUUGAAUAGCGGAAAGUCCACGUCCCUAACGGAGCAGAACUUGCGCGAAUUAGAGCAAGACCUGGAGGACCUAAGAGACAGAUACCCAAAAGCAUUGGUGCAUCAACUCCUGUUGUUUGACCAUGUCCACAAGAAGCCCGCCGGGGCUCUACCUGAGGGUCUGGUGGCUGUGCCCCCACCUGCAGACUGCAAAAGGACGACAAUGAAGACAAUCAUGUGUGACAUCUCAUCCAUGCUGCUUGCGGAAAUGACAACUUUAGCAAAAUCAUUACAGGCGUUGAGCACGAUUGAAUCACCCAGUUUCAACCAAAGCAAUGGAGCAUACGGUGGGACAUGGUCAAUAGAUGAUGUGAUGUCGCGGCGCAAUUCAGUGAUUUCAUUACCUGCUUCUAGGUCUGAUUCACCGGGACCAGGUGCUGAUCGGGGUCAAUACCGGGUGUCAAUGCCACCACAACUACGGUCCGCGUCUUCAUAUUCCAACUCUCCUUCCGCGCCAACGACACCAGCGCCAUCUGAUUUACCUACAACCUUCGAGCAAAUAAUUGGGCCUGACAGCAAACAAACUCCAAGCCUUGUCUCGUCUCGAUUUGCUGGAGUUGCAGGGGCUAUCAGGGACGUAAGCCGUGACCGAGUCUCUGUACAGGGAUUUGGACCAGGAAGUAGCAGUGAACGGUCACGCAAUGUCGGCAGAGCCCGGGUUGGUAUAGUCAUUGGCUCACUCUAUAUGUGCGCUGGUAGAUGGAGUGAUGCAAUACGUGAUCUGGUUGAAGCAGUGCAAAUUGCUAAAACCAAUCUUGAUCAUUUGUGGCACGCCAAAGCACUCGAAAAUAUUCUGGUGAGCAUGCUUAUGCUCGCUUGGGCUGGAUUGGAUUUUCAAAUUCCGCAAGUCUGUUAUCUUUCAGCUGAGAAAGCUGCUCCACAGCCAUCAGACUCACUCGAGCCCCGGACUCCCACAAGCAGCCGUCUCGUAUCGCUGCAAAAUCUGGCAGCUUUACUUCCAGAGUUGGUGGAAAGAAUCAUGAAUCUCUAUGCUCGAGCAGCUAGUAAUACUGGGGAGGCUUUACCACAAUAUCCUUUCUCGGAGACUGUUAUCCGGUUUUCGAAAUUGUUGUCAGCUAUCCAUCUCGCUGGCGGCGCCAUCAGUGAUGAAGUUCUACAAUUCUUAGUUACUGGUACCCCAUUCACGAAGCGGGCAAAUACUCUAACGCCACGAUUAAACAUAAAUCCCACGCGUACGGAGAUUACGAGAAUACUCUUUCGUGCUUUUCCAUCGCCUCAUCUAGAGCAACUAUCUGUCCUGGAUCGCACGACACUACUGGGCGGCAUUGCUUCGGUUCUAGCAUCAUUGGGGUAUAAUAGGAAGAAGGCUAUGGUAAUCCGCGAGCUGGUAGCUGUUCUGAUACCAGGACUUGUCCAGGCACGAAUUGCAGGAGCUGCGGAGAUGGGUGUGCACCCUGCUGCAGGCCUGGCUUCUCUCAGCCCAAUCAGUGGCACCGCAAAUGGCGCAGGCUCGCUUGAUCUGGGUGAAGGUGACAUCGAAAGCGGUGUUGAUGCGUUUCUCAGUCUGCUAGGUCAGACUUAUGGCGUUGUCACGUCUAAGCAGAACAGUGCUCAGACAGUUCCAAUCAAUGAUUCCGACGACGCUGCAAUUGCAAGAAUCAUUGACAAUGCUAUUGUGAGAUCAUUUGGUGGCCAGACUCUGAAAAUGGAUGUCCUUCGCUCUUGCAUUAAUCUCUCCGAAGCCUUGCCUGAUUUUCAUGGCGUUCUUAAAUUUACAGCGGAUUUAUUGAGGACAGCAGGCAGUGGCGUCGCUCCUGGGCCUCGUAGUGAGGAUGCAUCUCCUGCAAUGAGCCGUGAAGAGCAAAUCAAGCUUUCCAAUAAUAUCUCGAGAACACUGAGUUCAGCCCGAAAUUUGGGUAUCAAAAAUCUGGCUGCUGAAUACUGGGACGAAUUCCUUGUCCGCGGAGUAGAUCUCGAGUCUUUACCGGAAGCACGAACUCCAAUCCCUCAUACACGAAAUGAACUACCUGGGGUCUCAGCUGUCUCUUCAUCAAGUGAAGUGAAUCCCUUCAUAUACAACCCUUUCUUGAAGAAACCAGAUACUGAAGGUGCGAGCAAUCUCCUUGUGGCUGGCGAGAGUGCUGUCUUCAGAAUUACGUUACAGAAUCCCUAUGAAUUUGAUGUCGAAAUAGAGAGCAUCAAACUGGAGACGCAAGGGACUGAAUUUGAAUCAUCAACCCAGAAAACUGUGGUUGGGCCCUACCGAACUCAAAUCCUCGCCAUCUCCGGAACUCCCAAGGCUCCGGGACCGUUGAAGGUAACUGGAUGCAUUGUACGGGUUCGAGGCUGCAGAGAAAGACGCUUUCCAAUCUUUAGAGAACCAUGGUCUCCAAAGGCAGAUGUCAAGAUCAAAGAAAUUGGGCUUGCUACUAUUUUUAAGCCAAAGCAUCGUCCCGUAAGCGCCGGGACCGGCGCCCAAAUCUCGACCAUGAUACCUCCUAAAGCUACAUCUCUUGAGCUGAAUGUAAUUGGUAGACAACCACUCGUGGUUGUAAAAUCAACUACGCUCUCUCAGUCUGCGAUUAUGAUUCUCGAAGGCGAACGCCAGAAGUUCUCUAUCACGUUACAGAACCUCUCUAAAGACACUCCGGUCGAUCGUCUCCUAUUUUCAUUCAAGGAUUCAACUCAAGAGCCGCUUCGGACAGCGAUGAGUAAUCGGGAUGUAUCUGCUGCCGACUUAUAUGAAAUGGAGCUCAUUUAUGCACGGAAGCAAGCGAUACGCUGGAUACCACGAAAUAAUGAGGUCCCGUAUAUCCCCCCUGGUGGCACAGGAACGUUCGACAUGGAGAUCCUCGGAAAGCCUGGACUUACAAAUGCCAUCGUCCUAGUAGAUUAUACAUAUCUGGGUAUGCCUGAAAAUGAAGUUCCAGAAGAUUUCCAUUCUUUUCACACGCGGCAGGUCAGCUUGCCCAUUACCAUCACUGUUAAUGCGAGCAUUGAAAUGAUGCGAAUGGACUGUUUACCUCUUAUUGGGAGUUUACCAAACUCCCUCUGGGAUAAGUUGGAUACAAACGAAGCUAAGAAGAGAGACAUUCUCCCGGACGAGUAUUGUUUGCUUCUACUAGAUCUUCGGAAUGCGUGGCCAACCCCUCUUCAAGUCCAUCUUGAAGUCACCAACGGCAGCACUUAUGACGAAGAGAUUCUUCCAGGAAAUAUCUCACGAAUAAUGUUCCCAAUUCGCCGCAUAUUCCUCCCCGACCCUACAAAACCCAUACCUGCCCUCGAUCCUUCUCGCCAACGGCAAUUCGUCGUUAGCACUGGCCGUGUCUCAGCUGACACAGAACGAACAAGCAGAGAAGCAUUCUGGUAUCGAGAAGAAAUUCUCAAGACCCUCCAUGGCACCUGGUCAACCAGGUCCGGAUGCCUGCGAAAAGGGGAUAUCGAACUUCGUAGCAUCCGACUAAGUCAGCGUAUUAUUGAUAUCAUCAAGAUUGACGAUGUCGGUAUUGAUAUCUCUCUCAGCGGCGAUAAGUCCAGGAAUUCAAAAUAUGAACUCCUCACCGAUAGCUUCUCAGAGCUUAGUGUACGGGUUAGCAAUCGUACGACAGACCCCAUAUCUCCAUUCAUCCGUAUCCAACCUUCACUGCGAAAUCAGCCUCACAACGCAUCCCUUGACCUGUCAAAGAAAUUCAUAUUCAAUGGCACUUUACAACAGGCGUUGCCGCAAAUACCUGCGAAUGGGUCAGUGGAAGUUGGGUUCAACGUGACUGCUCUCUGUCGAGGAGAGUUCGAGAUCAGCGCUUCCGUUGAAGAGGUCAGACUACUGGAUUCUGGUGGUACUGCUGAAGAUGGAGAAACACGCCGGAGGGCGGACACAAGAACGUUGAUGGACGCGUUGCUUGGCACAAAGGAGAGAAGGAUAUGGCAUUCGAGGGAGCCUUGCUUGUUGAUAGUUAGGGAUGAGGAUAGUGAUGACGAUGACGAUAGUGACGAUAGUGAUGAGUGA